Molecule: messenger RNA, 4787 nt
Organism: Cheilinus undulatus (humphead wrasse)
Lineage: Eukaryota; Metazoa; Chordata; Actinopteri; Labriformes; Labridae
Gene: pygb
Product: phosphorylase, glycogen; brain
Exons: 20
Coding region: 186-2729 (847 amino acids)
Biological process (GO): glycogen catabolic process
Cellular component (GO): cytoplasm
Molecular function (GO): glycogen phosphorylase activity; pyridoxal phosphate binding
Source: RefSeq, a predicted model, not a curated record
UCUCCCUAAUAGACGGGCUUCAUUUGGACACGCCUCCCCUCCUCUUCAUGCUGUCAGAGUUGGUCGGUGGGCGUGUCUCUGUGUUGUUUUCCUCCUACCUGGAAAGGUGUUCUCUCUCCGUAGACUCUCCUCGUCCUCCUGUCCCCCCGCUCCGUGCUCCUCGUCCCGGCUGUCUGUGCUGAACCAUGUCGAAGCCCCUAACGGACCAAGAGCGGAGGAGGCAGAUCAGUGUCCGCGGGAUCGCCGGUCUCGGGGACGUGGCUGAGAUCAAGACCACCUUUAACCGACACCUUCACUUCACCCUGGUCAAGGAUCGGAACGUCGCCACGCCCCGGGACUAUUACUUCGCCUUGGCUCACACUGUCCGGGACCACCUGGUAGGCCGGUGGAUCCGGACCCAGCAGUACUAUUACGAGAAGGACCCAAAGAGAGUUUAUUACCUGUCUCUAGAGUUCUACAUGGGACGAACAUUGCAGAACACCAUGAUCAACCUUGGCCUGCAGAACGCCUGUGACGAGGCCAUCUACCAGCUGGGUUUGGACAUGGAGGAGCUGGAGGAGAUCGAGGAGGAUGCCGGUCUGGGUAAUGGAGGACUGGGGCGGCUGGCAGCAUGUUUCCUGGACUCCAUGGCAACCCUCGGCCUGGCGGCGUAUGGUUAUGGGAUUCGAUAUGAAUUUGGUAUCUUCAACCAGAAGAUCAGUAGUGGGUGGCAGAUGGAGGAGGCAGAUGAUUGGCUGAGGUACGGGAACCCGUGGGAGAAGGCGAGACCGGAGUACAUGCGGCCAGUUCAUUUCUACGGUCGGGUGGAGAAAACGGAGAGUGGAGUGAAGUGGGUGGACACGCAGGUGGUGUUGGCGUUGCCCUAUGACACUCCAGUUCCUGGUUACCGUAACAACACAGUGAACACGAUGAGGCUGUGGUCGGCCAAAGCGCCAAAUGACUUCAAACUGCAGAACUUUAAUGUAGGAGAUUAUAUCGAAGCUGUUCUGGACAGAAACCUGGCGGAAAACAUCUCUAGAGUACUCUACCCCAACGACAACUUUUUUGAAGGGAAGGAGCUGCGUCUGAAGCAGGAGUACUUCGUGGUGGCGGCCACGCUGCAGGACAUCAUCCGCCGGUUCAAAUCCUCCAAGUUUGGCAGCAGAGAUCCAGUUAGGACAUCCUUUGACACGUUUCCUGAUAAGGUAGCAAUCCAGCUGAAUGACACGCAUCCUGCUCUGGCGAUCCCUGAGCUGAUGCGGAUCCUGGUGGACGUUGAGAAGCUGGACUGGGACAAGGCCUGGGACAUCACCUGUCGUACCUGUGCAUAUACCAACCACACGGUGCUCCCUGAAGCGUUGGAGCGUUGGCCUGUCUUCAUGUUUGAGCAGCUCCUGCCCCGACACCUCCUCAUCAUCUACGACAUCAACCAGAGACACCUGGAUCGGAUAGCUGCCUUGUAUCCAGGCGACACGGACCGUCUGCGUCGGAUGUCCCUGAUCGAGGAGUCAGAUCCGAAGAGGAUCAACAUGGCUCACCUGUGUGUGGUCGGAUCUCACGCUGUCAACGGAGUCGCUCAGAUCCACUCAGACAUCGUCAAAGCCACUGUGUUUAAAGACUUCCAUGAAGUGGACCAAGAGAAGUUUCAGAAUAAAACGAAUGGCAUCACUCCACGCCGCUGGCUGCUGCUGUGUAACCCCGGACUGGCUGACGUCAUCGCUGAGAGGAUCGGAGAAGACUUCCCCACUGAUCUCCUUCAGCUAAAGAAAAUCCUCGAGUAUGUGGACGACGAGUCGUUCAUCAGAGACGUGGCCAAAGUCAAACAGGAAAACAAGCUGAAGUUCGCCACAUUCCUCCAAGACCAGACGCAGGUGAAAGUGAACCCAGAGUCCAUCUUUGACGUCCAGGUGAAGAGGAUCCACGAGUACAAGAGGCAGCUGCUCAACUGUCUGCACGCCAUCACGCUCUACAACCGAAUCAGACUGGAGCCGAACAGAGAGUUUGUCCCUCGGACAGUGAUGAUUGGAGGAAAGGCGGCUCCUGGUUAUCACAUGGCCAAGCUGAUCAUCAAACUGAUCACCUCGGUGGGUCAUGUGAUCAAUAACGACCCAGUGGUGGGAGACAAACUCAAAGUGAUCUUCCUGGAAAACUACCGUGUGUCUUUGGCGGAGCGAGUGAUCCCGGCAGCAGACCUGUCAGAGCAGAUCUCCACAGCAGGAACAGAAGCGUCCGGAACAGGAAACAUGAAGUUCAUGUUGAACGGCGCUCUGACCAUUGGCACCAUGGACGGGGCUACGGUGGAGAUGGCCGAGGAGGCCGGGGAGGAGAACCUCUUCAUCUUUGGGAUGAGAGUGAGCAACGUGGAGGAGAUGGACAGGAAAGGGUACAACGCCAGAGAGUACUAUGAGCGUCUGCCAGAGCUGAAACUGGCGGUGGAUCAGAUCCAGGCUGGUUUCUUCAGUCCGUCACAGCCAGAACUCUUCAAGGACCUGAUCAACAUGCUGAUGAACCACGAUAGGUUUAAGGUGUUUGCUGAUUUUGAAGCCUACGUCCAAUGUCAGCAGAGAGUCAGCGAGCUCUACAAGAACCCCAAAGAGUGGACCAAGAUGGUGAUCCGUAACAUCGCCGCCUCUGGAAAGUUCUCCAGCGACCGUACGAUCUCUCAGUACGCCCGAGAGAUAUGGGGGGUCGAACCAUCGGACGUGAAGAUCCCACCGCCAAAUGAGCCGCCAUUUGAGGCCCGUAAAUGAGGAUCUCAACCACGGAGAUGUUUCAGAUGUCUGAACCUCUGAAUGUACAAACUCAGCCAAAGGUGUCACUAAAGUCAGUCUUCUUUCUCGACAUAUCGCUCAUCCUGAUUGGAUACUGGAACUAACAGCUAACCAGCCACUUCCUGUUAGUUGUCUUAACUUAAACUAAGAAAACUUUGAACUUCUUUAAACUCCUGCAGAAAGCCUUAAUUCAGAGCUGGCUGAUUGGUUCAAAAUGUCAAGUUGAGGUUAAAACCAGCUGACAGUUAAAGUUCAGAUAAGUCUCUGUGAAAGUUUUCUUUUGGCAGGAUGUUUUUAAAAAAAUAGCUAUUCAUAACUGUUAUGUAACGUGACAGUUGAAGAUGAUGUACAUUUUUGUGAUAAGGCUUUUAGUUUUUAAGAAAUAUGAGGAUAUGAGGGUGCCAAAAUCAAAACGCCACAUUUUUAUGAUGUAUGAUGCAUGAAACAGAAGGUCAAACUUAAACACAACAUUCUAUCACAAACACACAAAUUGUUUGUCUGAGAACCAAAAAAAAUAUCAUCAAGCUUCAACGGUAAUUAUUAAAAAUCUGUAUUAAAAAUAAUGGAAUCCAGAAUAAAAAGCUGAAUUAUUUUUCUACUUUUUGAAGCCUAAAUGAAGUCUGUAGGAGAAAUUGAGUUGGAAUUUUAGGGCUUGGAAUGAUGUGAUAGAAUGUUGUUACUGUCAGUGAGAUCAAAGGAGAACAGGAACAACAGGCAGAGCUAACAUGAUUGGUCCAUCCCCCAAUUUUUAGAACACAGAUAUACCAACAUUCUUUCACUCAUGUUGACUGUCUUUUGUUGACAACUUUUGGAAAAGUGGGAGGGUGGCAGCUAUGGUCUACUAUUUGGCUAAAAUGGAGGGGAAAAGCCCCAACAUCCCCAGCUUCACCAACAUUCCAUCGUCUGGUUUUUCUCUGAAAUUUGGACUGGAAAUCAUUCCUGAAUCAGCAGUUGAUUUUCUAUCACCUCAUAUCAUCAAAGUGUUUUUUUUCUAUCAGAUUACCAGGAGUUUUGUGAAAUGUCAUAAAUGUUUUUGUUAUUUUUGAUUUUAUAAUUUGUAAAAAUUCACACAGCCUUGUUAAGGUGUUAAAGUCACUGAAGCUGUAUGUACAAGCCCUCUGUUUUGGUCUUCUGCUUUGGGUGUUAAGUCUUUGGGUGGUGUCUCAGUAAUGUCCCAUGAUUCAAUGCUGCAUUUACAAUGCAUAUUAUUUGAUUUCCUAAAUCAACAGUCUGUUGUUUUUUCAACAUAACACUCCUACUGUGCUGACAUUUUCUCUUGUGUCUGAUCACGAAAGAGUUUGUCCACUUCUAAUAAAACGUCUAUUCUGUGAUUCAGCUAUUAGCUUUACCAGCAUAAACCUGAUCAGACACUUAAAUAUUGACUGCUGAUAUCUGAUCAUGUCACGUUAUUCCCAAAUGGUUGAUAUCGGCCGAUAUUGAUAUUAAACCAAUGGGUCUGUACAGCCCUAGUUUUUCUCUGCUUCCUUUAAGAGAAAUGCUGGUUUAUUUUAGCCUAAAUAAUACAAAUAUAACUCUCAGUGAGCCUAGUACUGUAAACCUUUAUAGGUAAAUUCAGCUUGUUUAAAUUAUUAAUGUAAACCUUAAAAACCUUUUAGUGAAGUACUACUGGGGGGUCAUAAAGAUUUGUCCUUUGACUUUAAAAAUACCAAUCCCAUUCAUUUCAAAGAGAGAGAGAGUAGUGCUGACAUAUUUCCCAGUGAAAAAAAUGUUUUCUCAGAUCUUUUUUUCUUACUUUGACUUUCUACCUUCAUGUUUCUUCCACUGACUGACAUCACAGUUUCUAUUUGUUCAGCCUUUUUGAUGGAAGUUAAUCUUAUUGACUCUUUCAUUAAACUGUGGUUUAAACCUAGAGUCUGGGAUCUGGGACCUCCUAAGUUCUGAGACUGUCAAAAUCAGAUUUUUACAUAUAAAUCCUCAUUGUUACAUGUGCAUUAUGGGUAAUGGAGUUCAUGAAUGUACUGUAUCUGCAGAACUAAUCAACGCCUGCUGCUAGAAAUAAACCUUCUGUUGCCUUUG